ACUACUCCCUCAGACAAUGGAGGAAGAUGGAGUUCAGCUCUGGUAUUAAUAUUGCUCAAAGUGCUCAGAACCGGCAUUUGGUAUUCACCAGAAGAAUCUUGGUGUUAAAGCUUUAGAAUCAAUGUCUCUGCAACUGAGGUAUCUGGUGAUAGUGCUGAUCCUAAACCUUUGGAGUUCAUGCAUUUCAGCAGAAACAAUUCCUGAUGAAGCUCUUGCUCUACAAAGCCUGGCUAGUAAGUGGCAGGCCAGUCCAGGAAACUGGGCAGGCUCAGAUCCCUGUGGCAGUAACUGGGUUGGAAUCAACUGUUCCAAUUCCCACAUCAUCUACAUAGUGCUAUCUGGGUGGGGCAUCAGUGGGAGCCUCUCUGAGGAGAUCCAGAACCUGCCUGAGUUGGUGCACUUGGACCUCUCAUUCAAUCCAGGAUUGGGUGGACCAAUUCCCAGAACCAUCGGGAACUUGGUGAAGCUGAGAAGAUUGGUCCUUGUUGGUUGCAGCUUCAGUGGCUUCAUUCCACCGGAGUUGGGAAAGCUUUCACGUCUGGCGUUUCUAUCUCUGAACUCCAACAAGUUACGUGGAUCCAUUCCUGGAGAGCUCGGGAAUCUGUCAUCGUUGAUCUGGUUUGAUAUCACAGACAACGAGAUCUCUGGUUCUAUCCCUGUCUCCGAUGGCACAAACCUUGGCCUGGACAUGCUCAAGAAAUGCCAGCAUUUCCAUUUUGGAAAGAACAAUUUAUCCGGCCCCAUUCCACCUGAACUCUUCCAAUCAAAUACCAGUGUUCGCCAUGUGCUCUUUGAUAGCAACAAAUUGACAGGCAGCAUUCCGGAAACCAUUGGAGUCCUGGAUACUUUGGAAGCUUUGCGGCUUGACAGGAAUCAAUUGACUGGAGCUGUUCCUUCCAACCUCAAUAACCUGACCAAACUUGCAGAACUGCAACUAUCAAACAACCAGCUCAGUGGCCCCUUGCCGAACCUUACAGGAAUGGAUGCGCUUGCCUAUGUGGAUUUGAGCAACAACUCAUUUGAUGUAUCAGAUGUUCCACCUUGGUUCUCCACCUUGCCAUCAUUGACGACCCUAAUGUUGGAGUUCUUGAAGGUUUCAGGGCAAAUACCGGCAUCUCUUUUCGGCUUUCCCCAAAUGCAGAAGGCACGGCUGAGGAGCAACCUCAUCAAUGGCACACUGGACCUGGGCAGUCAAUACAGCAAGCAGCUUACUCUUAUCGAUGUGCAGGACAAUAGGGUUCAAGAACUGUAUUAUGGAGGGUACUCUAAUGAACUGCUACUUGAAGGUAAUCCUUACUGCGAUCAACAAGGAUCAGUAAGCAAGUACUGCGAUGUUGCACAGCAAUCGAAUCCGGCAGCCACGUAUUCGACUCCCAUGCAAAACUGUGGAGCCAGUGUCUGCACCUCAGAUCAGGAGAUGAGCCCCAAUUGCAUCUGUUCAUACCCAUUUGAGGGCACCAUUGUUUUCAGAUUCUUGACCUUCUCCAAUACAGAGAACUACACAUACUAUCAGACUCUAGAGAGAUAUCUUUACGGGUCAUUUCAGGACAACCAGGUUCCUGUCGGCUCCCUGUCCCUGCAAAACCCAAAAAUAAAUCUCUACAAUUACUUCGAAGUUGAUAUGUGGAUCUUCCCUUCUAGCAAAGUUCACUUUGAUGAGCCUGAGGUUGUUCUACUUGCAAACCUAUUCAGCAACACCACUUUCAAGGCUCCUCCUGGUUUUGGGCCUUAUUAUUUCAUUGCCAAACCAUAUCCAAGUUUUGCUGAAUCAGGUUCGAAAUCGAAAAAUGCAGGUUUGAUCGCAGGAAUUACAGUUGGAGGAUUGCUACUAGCCUCUGUGCUAGCAGGUUUGAUCAUUUUCGGAAUUCGACGACGACGAAGAAAGGUUAAGAAGGCCACAGAACAAAGUCUGCCUUCUGGAUCAUGGUAUCCUAGCCAAAGUGGCAGCGGCGUCCCCCAGCUGAAAGGAUCAAGAUUGUUUUCGUUUGAAGAACUAACCAAGUGCACGAACAACUUCUCAGAAGCGAAUGUGCUCGGGACCGGAAGCUAUGGAAAAGUUUACCGAGGAGCACUGGAUGAUGGGCAACUGAUUGCUGUAAAGAGAGCUCAACAAGGAUCUUUGCAGGGUGAACAUGAAUUCAAGACUGAGAUAGAGAUGUUGAGCAGAGUCCAUCACAGGAACCUUGUGGGCCUUGUUGGCUUCUGCUUCGACCACAAUGAACAGAUACUGGUGUAUGAGUACAUCCCUAAUGGCUCGCUAAGAGAUAGUCUUUCAGGGAAAUCUGGAGUUCACUUGGAUUGGAAGAAGAGACUACGAAUAUCACUCGAUGCAGCCAGAGGUCUCACCUACCUGCAUGAGCUCGCAAACCCCAGAAUAAUCCAUAGGGAUGUCAAGUCCAACAACAUCCUUCUCGACCACCAUCUCAACGCAAAGGUUUCUGAUUUCGGUCUCUGCAAACCACUGAACGACGACUUGAAAGGCUACAUCACCACGCAAGUAAAAGGCACGAUGGGAUACUUGGAUCCUGAGUACUACAUGACCCAGCACUUGACGGAGAAGAGCGACGUGUACAGCUUCGGCGUUCUGCUGUUGGAGCUUGUGACGGCGAGGAAGCCGAUAGAGCGUGGGAGAUUCAUCGUGAGGGAGGUGAGGAACGCCAUCAACAAGUCGCCGGACCUGCACGACCUCCGUGAGCUUCUCGAUCCUGCCGUCUGCAUUAACAGCACGCUGCCGGGACUCGAUCGAUUCGUGGAGUUGGCGAUGAAGUGCGUGGAGGAUUCGAGCGCCGACCGGCCAUGGAUGAGCGAGGUGGCGAAAGAGAUCGAGAACAUCAUGGUGUUGGCCGGCAUGAACCCGUACAUUGCAUCUGAAUCAAACUCUGCAAGCUUCGGAGGGGAACGCAGGAGCCAUCCUUACCAAAGUGAUGUUUCCUUUGACUACAGCGGUGGGCCGUACUCACCAAAAGUGGAGCCCAAGUGAGAGGAACGGAAGCUGCAUCUUGAGUUCGAGAUCUAAGUCGGCCAUGUGGAUAUAGAUUGUGUGCUCGUUUGAGAGUCUUUGAAUUGUGUGCUGUAUAUGAUUCGGAUGGUGUUAGUCUGAGUGCUAAAUACUUAACAAUUGUUUGCAUAAAUAAUAUUCUAGUUUAGUCUCGUAUCGAAAGUAAGUGUAGAUUUGAAUGAAUUUAUA
Molecule: messenger RNA, 3187 nt
Organism: Musa acuminata AAA Group (dessert banana)
Lineage: Eukaryota; Viridiplantae; Streptophyta; Magnoliopsida; Zingiberales; Musaceae
Product: leucine-rich repeat receptor protein kinase HPCA1-like
Exons: 19
Coding region: 122-2980 (952 amino acids)
Biological process (GO): protein phosphorylation
Molecular function (GO): ATP binding; protein kinase activity; protein binding
Source: RefSeq, a predicted model, not a curated record